AACAUGCACAGAAAUUUGUUCCAGUUCGUCUCUUUGUCCAUUCGUCGAACAUGGUUGAACCUCCCCUCACCGGACACGGCGGUUGUGCCGCGUGUAUCCAGUUGCAUACACAAUUUUUAAUUGUUUGACAACGCUUUAACAGAGAGGACCCUCAAAUUCAUUGUGACGGAGCCGUAGCCGCCAGGAAGCUGACGGUCUUAACUUACAGUCUACAGGUGCCCGAGAUGCGAAUAAGUAUAAAAUACAGUACCACUGCAAACCAGUACGCGGCUAUGCAAUAGAGUUCAUAUCGGGCCAUCCUUGGCUCGCAAUGGUUAACAGUCGGACAAGCAUCUCUCUUGAAGUUUAUUCCACAUAUCUUAAAUGCCCGUUGCAGCAUUUACAUUCGGUUCCUUCGGUGAUAUCGUCACCAUUAUCGAGCUGGUCGUCUCCUUGAGGAACGUACUUAGCGAAAGCGGCGAUUCAGGUGCAGAGUACAAGGCUCUAUUAUCGUAUCUCGAGUCAUUUACGUACAGCCUGGAAUGUCUCAAGCCCCUCCUCUCUACGCAAUCUGGUAGUUCACCCAUAGAUUCCUCUGCAAUCAAUGCCAUCAGGUACGCCGUGGCGUGCUGCGAAGUAUUGAUACGAGAGUUCAAGGCCAAACUUGGGCCCCCUUCUUCUGGCGAAAUAUCUACGAAUACUGCGGAAUGGUUUAGGAAUAUUUGGUGGAAGUUGCAAUGGGCGUCGGCAACUAGGCACGACGCUGUUGAGCUCCGUUCCCGGCUCAAAGCACAAGGGGAUAUAAUCAAUCGAAUCCUCUCCAUGUCGACUCUUAGAGCCGUGCACCGUAGACAAUGCAUAACCUCAAGUUUUACUUUUCCCACCAUGGCACUAGUUUCUCUUGCCAAUCGAGAACUCUCUACUCAUCUCCCACCUACACCUAUGAACCACACAAUUGCAGUAAUCGAUAUCUUGGAUCAGACCACUCAAGUUCCAAUGGAACUAUGCUCUACCCCGGAGAUUUUUCGUGACUAUCUGAACCUCUUUUACCGUAAUCGAGCAGGCCACGCUCUGGUGAAGAACGGUCAUUUUAUUUUGACUACUGCUGGCGACGGACGUGUCGUGAACGAUACAACCUGGCGAUGUCUGAUGAAACCAGGUGCCACAAUUAAUAUGAGCGCCACGUUUUUGCUUUCGAAACUCACCUCACGCCAAUGUCCGCGGUGUCUUCACAAGAAUUAUCCCUCUGUAGGACAGGAGUCUUCGGCUGACGAGAUUCUCUGCUUCUAUUGUCAUACAUAUUUCCGUGUGGUGUCUCAGAGGUCAGAGUACAUCGUAGUCGACAAUCCUGCCGUGAAGCAUCGCACUAGCUCAAAGAGACAAGGUGCAUCUAGUCCAUUCCUAGAUGACAUGCAGUUUCUGCGUCGAAUCACCGCCUUCGCCCCCUCGGAAGCGCUCAAGCGAGCAUUGCUCGUUACAACCAGUUCGGACAAUGAAUUGGAUGUAGAUCGAGUUCGCAAAGGCCUUACUGACAGGUACGGCUUCGAGAACGACAACAUCACUGUGCUCUCAAACACGAAAUGCGACAAUAUUCUUACCCGAGAAAUAAUUUUGAAUGCAGUCCAAAGGCUCACGGAGGUCGACAGUGAAGGAGACCAAGUGCUGUUCCAUUUUUCGGGGCGGACUGAGCAACAAGCAAAUGCGUUCCUUGAAGCGGAUGGUUUGGAUGAAUUCAUUCUCCCUGCUGACUAUGACCCGCAAAUGGGGAAAUGGAUCAAUGAUGAGGAUAUCGGUCGCAUGCUAAUCCGUUCGGUGCCAAUCGGUCCCCGUGUAACAGCGACCUUAGACGCCAUACACUCUCGGAAUUCGCUGAAUGCGAGAGAGUCUCACGGUUCGGUAGCAGACGUGCUUGCUAAUCAUUCCGCAAAGGACUCAGGACUUAUGGCGGAUAUAGAGGAAGUUAUCUCCACAGAUUGACAUGCUGGAGCGAACAUCAAGGCCGCUAAGUUACCAGGUCAUGAGCUCAAUGAGGCGUCGGGCCCGCUCUCGAUGUAUCGAUCACAUAACGGAACGAUUACUGUAACAAAACUAUUAAGUGCUAUGUCGCUGCGAGAGCAAGGGAUACCAAUACAAAGUUAUGUCC
Somion occarium is the source of this 2122-nucleotide messenger RNA. The record is from the annotation of a GenBank genome assembly. Lineage: Eukaryota; Fungi; Basidiomycota; Agaricomycetes; Polyporales; Cerrenaceae.